Lepus europaeus (European hare) is the source of this 1570-nucleotide messenger RNA. It is a transcript of the gene B9D1, whose product is annotated as B9 domain containing 1. Gene Ontology annotation, cellular component: MKS complex. The coding region runs from base 55 to 669 and encodes 204 amino acids. The record is from RefSeq and is a predicted model, not a curated record. Gene Ontology annotation, biological process: cilium assembly. The transcript is spliced from 7 exons. NCBI's taxonomy places the organism in Eukaryota, Metazoa, Chordata, Mammalia, Lagomorpha, Leporidae.
GCGCGCGUGGACCGAGCGGGUGGGCCCCGCCCCGCCCCAGCGUCUCCCCGGGCCAUGGCGGCUGCGAGCCCCAGCGUCUUCCUGCUCAUGGUCAACGGGCAGGUGGAGAGCGCCCAGUUUCCCGAGUACGACGACCUGUACUGCAAGUACUGCUUUGUGUACGGCCAGGACUGGGCCCCCACUGCGGGGCUGGAGGAGGGGAUCUCACAGAUCACGUGCAAGAGCCAGGAUGUGCGGCAGGCGCUGGUGUGGAACUUCCCCAUCGACGUCACGUUUAAAAGCACCAACCCCUUCGGCUGGCCACAGAUGGUGCUCAGCGUGUACGGUCCGGAUGUGUUCGGGAACGACGUGGUCCGGGGCUACGGGGCUGUGCAUGUACCCUUCUCCCCUGGCCGGUACAGAAAGACCAUCCCCAUGUUCGUCCCAGAGUCCACAUCCAAACUGCAGAAGUUCACCAGCUGGUUCAUGGGACGGCGGCCUGAGUACACGGACCCCAAGGUGGUGGCGCAGGGAGAAGGCCGGGAAGUGACCCGCGUCCGCUCCCAGGGCUUCGUCACUGUCGUCUUCAAUGUGGUGACCAAGGACAUGAGGAAGCUGGGCUACGACACAGGGCCUGCAGACACCCAGGCCACCUGGGGGCCCAGCCCCACGCAGGGCCUGCCCCACUGAGGGCCCCAGUGUUGGGGGCAGAACUGUUUUGUAAAAUAAAGUCACUUUGCGAGAGUGCUGGCGCCACCUUAUCCCCUCAGCCCUCCUCCCCGCCGCAGGGUGGGGACCUGGGGACCCAGGCCUGCAGGCUGAGCUGCCACCUGGUGCUGGUUCUGCUUGCUGUCUCCCUCUGAAGCAGGGGGCGCCGGGAAGCAGCUCUGUGCUCCAUGACCACCUUGCGGCCAUAGUCCACGAAAAGCUUUCUCGCCUCCUGUUUCCACCACCACCUUCGGCACCCCAGGCCCCAUGGGCCUGUGCGCUCCGCUUCUCCAGGCUGUCAGACCCACAGGGGGUCCCGCUGCCCGCCUCCUGUAGGAUCCCGCCCCUGCAGGGACCCCUGGGAAAGACCUCUGUCCCCACCGAAACCUCCUUCCUGUGCGUGCUCCUCAGGUCCUGGCUGCUUCUGCCAGCAGCCACCCUCGCCUCGGGUUUAGUCAUCUGGGUUCCGACGUGAGCCAGAUGGUUACACAGCAAAGCAGAGCGUGACAGGGAGCCCCCCACGCCCACCACCUGGGCUCCUGGGUCCACAGGUUCUCCAUUUGUGGAUUCAACCCCACGGAGCUGGCUGUUAGUGGCCCCCUGCAGCGCCGGCAUCCCAUGUGGCCACCAGUUCAAGUGCCGCUGCUCCGCUUCUGAGCCAGCUCCCUGCUAAUGCACCUGGGAAAGCAGCAGAUAGAGGCCUAAGUGACUGAAUCCCUGCACCCACGUGGGAGACCCAGAUGGAGAUCCUGGCUCCUGGCUUCAGCCUGGCCCAGCCCUGGCUGUUGCAGCCAUCUUGGGGAGUGAGCCAGCAGAUGGAAGACCUCUGUCUCUUCCCCCUCUCGGUAACUCUUAGCUUUCAAAUAAAUAAAAAACCUUUUUU